Molecule: messenger RNA, 3660 nt
Organism: Centruroides sculpturatus (bark scorpion)
Lineage: Eukaryota; Metazoa; Arthropoda; Arachnida; Scorpiones; Buthidae
Product: myelin regulatory factor-like
Exons: 22
Coding region: 187-3153 (988 amino acids)
Biological process (GO): protein autoprocessing; positive regulation of DNA-templated transcription
Cellular component (GO): nucleus; endoplasmic reticulum membrane
Molecular function (GO): DNA-binding transcription factor activity; sequence-specific DNA binding
Source: RefSeq, a predicted model, not a curated record
AAAAAGGAGUGUAAACAAUUGCGCAAUGAAAAUCAAGUGUACACUCGAAGAGAUAUUUGAAUUUUUCUCUUAUUUUGAUAGCAUCAUCUUCCAGAUAGCCCUCCCGAUUCUGGAUCGGAACCGCCUUUCUCUCCUCCUCAUGAAGAUCCUAAAUUAGUACACGGAAGAUCGGGCCAAUUAGAGAAGAUGCAAUCUCAAACCGAAAAUCUCAAGCACCAUUACAUAACGUACGGCAACACGCAGCCCUUGAAACACUUACCCGAUCCGGGGCUAACGGUGACUCCUCCUCAUCAGCAUUCACCUCACUCGGGCAGUCACCCGCUGAUGACUCAUAAUCAAGCAACCGCGGGAGGACAAGGACUAACCCAGCUUUCUCCCAUGUCGGUAGUUCCAAACGUUCCACAACCAAGUUUGCCUUCUUUGGUGACCACCGCCGCUCAUUUAGGAAAUCUUUUCGCCGGAGCGGACGAUUACAUCUGCGAGAGUUUAGAUAAUCCGCAAAAUAAUCCGUCCAAGAAACGAAAAUUGUCGGAUUCUUCCAAGAAUGUUGUGGUCGGCAAUCUCCUCAACGGAAUCGUUCACGUCAAACAAGAACCGGGAAGCGAUCCGCUCAAAUCGGGUGCAAUUUUUACGGAUUUAGGUGGUUUGUCUCCAGAACCAGCGACUACUUCGUCUGUCCUUCCUACUUCCGACGAAGAUUACAGCUUCGAUUUCGCAGGAUCGGAAACAUCGCAAAUGUUUUUAGAUUCUACGUAUCAAUGUAUACGAUUUCAACCCUUUCAACAAAAUUCGUGGCACAUUCUCUUAGAUCGAAACUUAAAAGAACUACCUCCGCCAAACUAUCGGGUCGAUGCCGACAAAGGAUUUAAUUUUAGUAACGCCGACGAUGCCUUCGUAUGCCAAAAGAAAAAUCAUUUUCAAGUGACCGUCCACGUUCAGCCUGUUGGAGAACCUCAAUUUGUAAAAACACCCGAAGGGGUCAAACAGAUAGACAGCUUUUAUCUUCAUUUCCACGGAGUCAAAGUCGAAUCUCCCAGUCAAACGAUUAAAGUGGAGCAAUCUCAAUCGGACAGAAGUAAAAAACCUUUUUAUCCAGUUCUAGUGGAACUGGCUUCCGAACAAGUCACUAAGACGACUGUAGGAAGGCUGCAUUUCAGUGAAACGACAUCGAACAACAUGAGAAAGAAAGGUAAACCAAAUCCAGAUCAGAGGUACUUUUAUUUGGUUGUCAGCCUCUGCGCUCACGUCGACGAUCAAAGCUAUCAAAUAAUUGCGCACGCUUCCGAAAGGAUUAUUGUUCGAACUUUGUCUUUCUGUCAGGCAUCUAAUCCUGGUCAAUUUGAAAAUGAUUUGGAAUUGUGUUGGCAGAAAGGUCAUCUGGCAGAUUCCAUAUAUCACGCUGGUCGAGUCGGGAUCAAUACGGAUAGACCCGAAGAAUCGUUAGUCGUUCACGGAAAUAUAAAAUUAACGGGUCAUAUUGUACAGCCGUCCGAUACACGGGUGAAAAAAACUAUCGAAGAACUGGAUACGCGGCUUCAACUUCGGAACGUAGCCAACAUGAGAAUAGUUAAAUACAGCUACUUACCCGAAUUUGGGAAACAAGUGGGACUAACGGAAGAAGAUCUGUCCGGAACGGGUGUUUUGGCUCAAGAAAUUCAACAGAUUUUACCGGAAGCUGUUCGCGAAAUUGGAAAAGUAGUAUUGUCCGACGGACGGGAAGUAGAACAUUUCCUCGUAGUAAAUAAAGAACGCAUUUUUAUGGAAAACGUCGGCGCCGUGAAAGAAUUGUGUAAAGUUACCGAUAAACUAGAAACAAGAAUAGACGAAUUAGAGAGAAUGAAUAAAAAAUUAGCCAGGCUGAAAAGAAUAGACAGCAUCAAAUCCACUUCUAGCGGAAGUACCGUUACUAGUCGUUGUAGUACAGUAACAAAUUCAAGAAAGAAAUAUUAUAGGCACCAGUGCCACAAGCAAAAGCAUCAAAGUCUCUUUUGUACAAAUCACAUAGUUCAAGCAACGAUUCUCGUUCUUUUACUUCUCAUGUCUUUCUGUCUGGCUGCCGUUGCCACACUUUACGUUUUAGAAUGGCAUAAAAGACAAGAAUUCCAACCUUCUGCUAUUCUUACGUCUGUAAACACAGGAAAUCAAAAUAGUUAUAAUAAUUAUACAACUUCCACCGGAAACUCGCACUCCAGUCCUCCGCAGAGGACCUCUCCGAGUAACGCCACUUCGUUAAAUGGCCACGCAACGGAAACGAAUAAGCCACGGAACAUCUUGGCAGACGGCUUCACGCAACAACCGACGAUAGCGGUUUCUAGAGGUUCCACUCGUAAACCCCUGCCAAAGACGAUCGGUAUUCCGCCUCGAUGUAUCGAUUCUUCGUCGUGCGCGGUUACGUGUUGCAGUAAUACACACGCCGAAUCUCGAGAGGAAAUCAAAAGUUAUCCCGUCGACACGAGAGCAAUUACAGACAACGGCCGGACGACGUCACAAAGGGGAACGAAUAAUACAAACACAGAUUUAAAAACACGCAAAACGAAUGACACGACGGACGAAAAAGAAAGCGACGACUAUUCUUCGACCUUUUUGGAAAUCGUCGACGAUAACAACGCCGCCAGCGAGAGUCAAACGGCGGAGUCUGUGAGAAGAGUGGGGGAAACGGAACUAGUCCACACCGCGAGGAGGAGAGAGGUGGAAGCGAAAUCCGAGAAAGAUUUAUCGGAGACGGUGGAAUCACUUCGUCUUUUGCAACUAAACGUAACUUUAGAUGACAAUUUCUGUCAGCAGUCUACGAAAGGAAAUAAACUCAGUCGCUAUUCGUGUCGGAUUUUUCUCUCGAAAUACAUGAAUUUGGAAAACGUCACCUUACAGUUUCGUUUGCGGCAAACGACGACCGUAGCCAAAUGUUUAACCGGCGAAGCUCACGUCGAUUGCGCCACACCUACCCAAAUUCCUUUGGCCAAUAGAAUUUCUCAAACGGAGGAACAAAAUCCUACUUGGAGCUUACCGAUAGGUCUUUAUUUCAAAAGUUCUUACGUAUUUAGGGUUCUCUCCUACGACGUCAAUAACCAAAUGCCGUGCUCCUUGCCCGUGGAAGAUAUGGGUCAUACCUUUAUCGAAUAUCACUUGAUCUUUCAUCGAGUGUGCGAUAAGUGAUUUUCAUUCGGGAAAUGCCGAUAAUCGACUCGCACACACACACAAAGAAAAGCGACUGUCUGCUUGCCAACCAAAGAAAUAAUAAAAAAGAUGGUACAAAAUUCUUGUGACGUGUAAAAUUCAAGGAUGUGGGUGAAAUUUCCAUCGAAUAUUAAACUCGCAUUAUUUCGAGUGGACCUUUUACGCAGUCGAGCCGUAGAAUUGGAGAAGACGUGCCGACGAGAGUGACGCUUCUCAUCUAGAAGAAAGUUCCAUUUGAUGACGAUUCCUGUAUUUACUCACUUUUUAAAAACUUCUCUUUUAAAUGAAAAUUGGACGAAUCAUUUAUCUUUUCUAAUCUUGUCCAAUAUGAACAAUCGAACCAAAGUCACAUUCCUUAGGACAUAAAAGUACUUAAAGACUCUUGAGAGAAAGAGAGGAAGAUAUUUCUCUGGUUUUGUGUUCGUACGAUUUGUACUUCAUUCUAGAUGUAAAGAGAACACUAAUAUAUAUAUAUAUAUACAUACA